This is a messenger RNA of Eurytemora carolleeae, 2940 nucleotides long. Its product is annotated as serine/threonine-protein kinase tricorner. Gene Ontology annotation, molecular function: ATP binding; protein serine/threonine kinase activity. Bases 39 to 1691 code for a protein of 550 amino acids. The transcript has 14 exons. Gene Ontology annotation, biological process: intracellular signal transduction; peptidyl-serine phosphorylation. NCBI's taxonomy places the organism in Eukaryota, Metazoa, Arthropoda, Copepoda, Calanoida, Temoridae. The record is from RefSeq and is a predicted model, not a curated record.
AAUCUUUAAAAAAACAAGAUUGAAUAUUUGACUGAAGAAUGACGACCCAUCUCCCUCAUUGGUCAAAGCUUAGCUUUCACAAGAAGUCUAAACUCGGUCCUGAAGGGGGGUCCCCGAAAAACUCGAGAAAAACUCGAAGUACUAUCGAGCUGCCUGAAAGGGAAGAGGAGGAUGGUUCAAGGAGGGAGGGAGACGAAACCUCAGAUAACAAUAACAAAGAAAAUAUGCUUGAAUCAGAUUUAGAUAAAAAGUUGGAUUUGGAAAGUGUGUUAAAUAUGGCGACCUCUGCCGAGAACCCUCUCAGGUUUUCCUGUCACACUCUCGACAAGGCAACUAAAGCCAAGGUGACCCUGGAGAACUACUACAGCAACCUAAUCUCACAACACAGAGAGAGAAAGGACAGACUAAGAAGACUUGAAGAAUCCCUCACGGAACCUACCCUACCCGAGACCGUACGAGUAGAGAAACGAACCCAGCAUGCAGCCAAAGAAACAGAAUUUUUGCGCCUCAAGCGCUCUCGCCUUGGGGUGGAUGACUUUGAAUCGUUAAAAGUAAUCGGUAAAGGAGCUUUUGGUGAGGUGAGACUAGUACAGAAGAUAGAUACUGGUCACGUGUACGCUAUGAAAAUUCUUCGUAAGGCUGAUAUGGUGGAAAAAGAACAGUUGGCGCAUGUCCGAGCUGAACGAGACAUAUUAGUUGAAGCAGAUCAUCAGUGGGUGGUCAAGAUGUUUUAUUCAUUCCAGGAUCCUUGUAAUCUUUACCUCAUCAUGGAAUUUCUACCUGGAGGAGACAUGAUGACACUAUUAAUGAAGAAGGAUACAUUGUCAGAAGAGGCAACUCAGUUCUAUAUUGCAGAAACAGCCUUAGCUAUAGAGUCCAUACAUAAACUAGGGUUUAUACACAGGGAUAUAAAACCUGAUAAUCUUCUGCUGGAUGCCCGGGGUCACGUGAAACUAUCAGAUUUUGGACUCUGUACUUUUAAAAUCUUGCAAUCUGACCUUUAUAGAAUACAUUUAAUGAUGAUUUUAAAUUUAACUUUGUUUUUAAAGUUGGAAGUAAAGCCAUCAGAUUUUAACUCCCCUGUAGACUCUAAGCGGAAAGCAGAAAGUUGGAAAUCUAAACGAAGAGCUUUGGCGUAUUCUACAGUUGGAACUCCUGACUAUAUUGCUCCGGAAGUAUUUAAACAAACAGGAUAUGAUAAAAGCUGUGAUUGGUGGUCUCUUGGUGUUAUUAUGUUUGAAAUGUUAAUAGGUUAUCCUCCAUUCUGCUCUGAAACACCUCAGGAGACUUACAAGAAGGUUAUGAACUGGAGAGAGAGUUUAGAAUUUCCUCCUGAAGUACCGAUCUCAGAAGCUGCUAAGGCAACAUGUCUCAGGUUUUGUCGAGAAAUGGAGCUCCGUGUAAAAUGUAUAGAAGACAUUCAAGCUUUGUCCUGGUUUCAGGGAGUUGAUUGGAGUCAUAUCAGGGAGAGACCGGCAGCUAUCCCAGUCCAAGUUCGAUCUAUCGACGACACCUCAAACUUUGAUGAAUUUCCUGAUGUAGAUUUAAAAAUACGGGUUCCGACAACUGUGAGACCGGAAAAGGGACAACAAGCUUACAAGGAUUGGGUUUUUAUAAAUUACACCUUUAAGAGGUUUGAAGGAUUAACCCAGAGAGGAGUUCCAAACGCUCGAGACGUUGUCAAACAAUGAAUUCCGCCAUCUUGAAUCCUCUCAUUUUGAAUCCUGCCAUCUUGAAUUCCGCCAUCUUGAAAUCGAGGCUUACAAGAUCUAAACUCAACAUUUAGAUCUAAACUCAACAUCUAGAUCUGAACUCAACAUCUAGAUCUGAACUUAACUUCUAGAUCUGAACUCAACAUCUAGAUCUGAACUCAACAUCUAGAUCUGAACUCAACAUCUAGAUCUGAACUCAACAUCUUGAUCUGAACUCAACAUCUAGAUCUGAACUUAACUUCUAGAUCUGAACUUAACAUCUGGAUCUGAACUCAACAUCUAGAUCUGAACUUAACAUCUAGAUCUGAACUUAACCUCUAGAUCUAAACUCAACAUCUAGAUCCAAAUUCUACAUCUUAUCUACUCAUAAGCUAUUUUGGAUCAUGGCGGCUCCAAUCCUAAUCUCAAAUAUAUUGAUUCAGUUUCUAAAAAAUAUCAGUUUUAUGAUAAGGAAAUUACUGUCCUGGCUUGAUCAACAGAAAGUAAUUGAACGAUGUUUUAUGUGUUUACUCUUCAGUACACUUCUCUGUUGUGUUAUUGUUAAAAAUAAACGUGACCAAAUCUGAGAAAAACUGGUCCUAAAUCUUGUCAACAAGUCGGAUAAUAACAAAAAUGAUUUAACGAUAAUAGAAAAGGAAUAGACUGAGAAUGUAGAAACGACCCUCACGCACCAAACCACGAGCUUCUUUACUCUUCUUUAAUCCAAACCAAAUAAUUUCACGCGCCAUAAACCAAAAAUCCGUGAAAAUCCAAACCAAAUUUGGCGCGAACUUAUUAUUGCUGGAACGAGAGUGCCAAUACCUAGACUCGAAUAUUAAACGCCAAAAUGGUUGAUUAAAACACUAUUUAUUGUGAUACAUGCUGCUACACACAUCAUUCUUACAGAAAAAAAGUUUAAAAAUUCAACCAUUCAAUAUUUUUUAUAAUGAACACUGCACCCAUACAUAGUCAGUAUAGUGGGUUGUCAAGUAGUCAUCACUAGUUAUUAUAAACAUAUAAACAACAUAAAGUCCACAUAUAUAGCACAUUAUGCCUCAGAAAUGUUUGGCUUAAAAGAUUAAACUCUUUUUAGCCGAUUAUUUAUCGUUAUUUGUAGAUCUUUAGUCUGUGAUACGCGGUCAGACCGUUUUAUUCUGUUGUAAAAUAAUUUCUGGUUUUUGUGAUUCAGUGAACAUUUUCAGGGAUAUAAAUGUUCCCAUUUAAUCAACCUCCCCCCCCCCUAAAAAUC